UUGCACUAACGAAGCACAUUUUAACACGAUCUCUCAAAUUAUUUGUUUCAUUUUCUCUUCUCUUCACUUCUCUCCCUUCGCAAAAUUCAUCAGAUUUGAUAAUUAGCAUUUCAAUCGCCAUUGUUGAUCUUCGAUUAGCUUUCUCUCUCCGGUGAAAAUCAAAUUCUUUUGAAUUUUUUCGACCCUUCGAUCUGGUAACAAUGGCGGCGGCGGCAAGUGCGCCGAUCGUAAUGAAAGAAGUUCUUACGUUGCCAAGCAUUGGAAUUAAUCAACAAUUCAUCACAUUUAACAAUGUGACAAUGGAAUCAGAGAAGUAUAUAUGUGUGCGGGAAACAUCUCCGCAGAACAGUGUUGUCAUUGUUGAUAUGAGCAUGCCGAUGCAACCGUUACGAAGGCCAAUUACCGCGGAUUCUGCUCUCAUGAAUCCGAAUACUAGAAUUCUUGCUUUGAAAGCUCUACUUCCAGGUACCACCCAGGACCACUUACAGAUAUUUAACAUUGAAACAAAAACAAAGGUGAAAUCACACCAGAUGCCCGAGCAGGUUGUCUUUUGGAAGUGGGUUUCUCCAAAAAUGCUUGGACUUGUGACACAGACGUCAGUUUAUCAUUGGUCAAUUGAAGGGGAAUCUCUACCUGUAAAAAUGUUUGAAAGGACGGCUAAUUUGGCAAACAAUCAAAUAAUUAACUAUAAAUGUGACCCAGCUGAAAAAUGGUUGGUCUUGAUUGGUAUUGCCCCUGGUUCUCCUGAGAGACCUCAACUUGUGAAAGGAAGUAUGCAGCUUUAUUCUGUGGAUCAGCAGCGCAGUCAAGCCCUUGAAGCGCAUGCGGCAUCAUUUGCCUCAUAUAAAGUCCCUGGCAAUGAAAACCCUUCUACUCUUAUCGUGUUUGCUACGAAGUCCAUGAAUGCUGGCCAGGUUACUUCAAAGUUGCAUAUUAUAGAGCUUGGUGCACAGCCAGGAAAGCCAGGUUUUUCAAAGAAACAAGCUGACUUGUUCUUCCCUCCUGAUUUUGCUGAUGAUUUCCCAGUCGCAAUGCAGAUGUCCCAAAAGUAUAGUUUAAUCUAUGUUAUUACCAAGCUUGGGCUGCUAUUUGUGUACGACCUUGAGACUGCCAGUGCUGUUUAUCGGAAUCGAAUAAGUCCAGAUCCAAUUUUUUUGACAUCAGAAGCCGCAUCAGCUGGAGGCUUCUAUGCCAUCAACAGAAGGGGGCAGGUUCUUCUUGCCACUGUCAAUGAAGCUACUAUAGUUCCGUUUGUCAGCGGCCAGUUGAACAAUUUGGAGCUUGCUGUUAAUCUUGCCAAAAGGGGUAAUCUCCCUGGUGCAGAAAAUCUGGUUGUCCAGCGCUUCCAAGAAUUGUUCGCUCAAACAAAGUACAAGGAAGCUGCUGAGCUUGCUGCUGAAUCCCCGCAAGGAAUUCUGCGUACCCCUGACACUGUUGCAAAAUUUCAGAGUGUUCCUGUUCAAUCAGGGCAGACGCCACCUCUGUUGCAAUACUUCGGGACACUUUUAACUAGAGGAAAGCUCAAUGCAUUUGAAUCGUUAGAAUUAUCACGCCUUGUUGUGAAUCAGAACAAGAAAAAUCUACUGGAGAAUUGGCUAGCAGAGGACAAAUUAGAAUGCACGGAGGAACUUGGAGAUCUAGUGAAGACUGUUGACACUGACCUUGCCUUGAAGAUAUAUAUUAAAGCUAGAGCGACCCCAAAGGUCGUUGCUGCCUUUGCCGAGCGCAGGGAGUUUGAUAAAAUUCUCAUCUAUUCUAAGCAGGUCGGUUAUACACCAGAUUACUUGUUCCUUCUCCAAACUAUUCUCCGAACAGAUCCUCAGGGUGCUGUCAAUUUUGCGUUGAUGAUGUCCCAAAUGGAGGGAGGGUGUCCUGUUGAUUAUAACACAGUAACUGAUCUUUUUCUUCAGAGGAACUUGAUUCGUGAAGCAACUGCAUUUCUGCUGGAUGUUUUAAAGCCAAAUUUGCCUGAACAUGGCUUUUUGCAAACAAAGGUUUUGGAAAUAAAUCUUGUUACCUUUCCUAAUGUGGCUGAUGCCAUUUUAGCCAAUGGAAUGUUCACUCAUUAUGACCGUUCUAGAGUUGCUCAGCUUUGUGAGAAAGCUGGUUUAUACAUACAAGCUCUUCGGCAUUAUACUGAUUUACCUGAUAUAAAACGUGUUAUCGUGAACACACAUGCAAUAGAGCCACAGGCACUUGUUGAGUUUUUUGGGACUCUUUCCCGCGAGUGGGCAUUGGAGUGCAUGAAGGACCUUUUACUUGUCAAUCUCAGGGGCAACCUUCAGAUUAUUGUGCAGGCUGCUAAGGAGUAUUGUGAGCAGUUAGGAGUAGAUUCAUGCAUGAAACUCUUCGAGCAAUUUAAAUCAUACGAAGGGCUAUAUUUUUUCCUUGGAUCUUAUUUGAGCUCCAGUGAGGAUCCAGAGAUUCACUUUAAAUACAUCGAAGCAGCUGCCAAAACCGGACAGUUGAAAGAAGUGGAACGAGUGACUAGAGAGUCGAACUUUUAUGAUGCUGAGAAGACGAAAAAUUUCUUGAUGGAAGCCAAACUUCCUGAUGCACGACCGCUGAUUAAUGUCUGUGAUCGAUUUGGUUUUGUUCCAGAUCUCACGCACUAUCUAUAUGUAAACAACAUGCUUCGUUAUAUUGAAGGUUAUGUUCAGAAGGUUAAUCCGGGAAAUGCACCACUAGUUGUUGGGCAGCUUCUUGAUGAUGAAUGUCCUGAAGAUUUUAUCAAGGGUCUGAUACUCUCUGUUCGCUCUCUUCUUCCAGUAGAGCCACUUGUGGAGGAAUGUGAAAAGAGGAAUCGACUUCGCUUGCUCACUCAAUUUCUCGAGCAUCUUGUUAGUGAAGGAAGCCAAGAUGUGCAUGUGCACAAUGCUCUGGGUAAAAUUAUCAUCGAGAGUAACAAUAAUCCAGAGCACUUCCUCACAACCAACCCAUACUAUGAUUCACGUGUCGUGGGUAAAUAUUGUGAGAAGCGCGACCCCACCCUUGCGGUAGUUGCUUAUCGGCGAGGACAAUGUGAUGACGAGCUUAUCAAUGUCACAAACAAGAAUUCGUUGUUCAAGCUACAAGCGAGAUAUGUUGUUGAAAGAAUGGAUGGUGAUCUUUGGGAGAAAGUUCUCAAUCCUGAGAACGAGUAUAGGAGGCAGAUCAUUGAUCAAGUUGUGUCCACUGCCUUGCCUGAAAGCAAGAGUCCUGAACAAGUUUCUGCUGCGGUUAAAGCUUUUAUGACAGCUGAUCUCCCACAUGAAUUGAUUGAACUUCUUGAAAAGAUUGUCCUACAGAACUCUGCUUUCAGUGGAAACUCGAAUCUGCAAAAUCUCCUCAUUUUGACAGCCAUUAAAGCAGAUUCAUCGAGAGUUAUGGAUUAUGUCAACAGGCUGGAUAACUUCGACGGACCAGCAGUUGGAGAAGUGGCUGUUGAGGCUCAACUCUAUGAAGAGGCAUUUGCAAUUUUCAAGAAAUUUAAUCUGAACGUGCAGGCGGUUAAUGUGCUAUUAGAUAACAUUCAAGCCAUUGACCGAGCUGUGGAAUUUGCUUUCCGGGUUGAAGAAGAUGCUGUCUGGAGCCAAGUUGCAAAGGCUCAGUUGAGAGCAGGGUUGGUUAGUGAUGCAAUAGAGUCAUUUAUACGUGCUGAGGAUUCCACUCAAUUUUUGGAUGUGAUCCGUGCUUCUGAAGAUGCAGAUGUUUACCAUGACUUGGUGAAGUAUCUUCUUAUGGUUAGGCAGCAAACAAAAGAGCCUAGGGUGGAUAGUGAACUCAUAUAUGCUUAUGCCAAGAUUGAUAGGUUGAGUGACAUUGAGGAAUUUAUACUCAUGCCAAAUGUUGCCAACCUCCAAAAUGUUGGUGAUCGCUUAUUUGAUGAAGCUUUAUAUGAAGCUGCAAAGAUUAUAUAUGCUUUUAUAUCUAACUGGGCGAAGUUAGCCGUUACCCUAGUGAGGCUCAAGCAAUUCCAAAGUGCUGUUGAUGCGGCACGGAAAGCCAACAGUGCAAAGACUUGGAAGGAAGUUUGUUUUGCAUGUGUUGAUGCUGAAGAGUUCAGAUUAGCUCAGAUUUGUGGUCUCAACAUCAUUAUACAGGUGGAUGACAUGGAGGAGGUCAGUCAGUAUUACCAGAACAGGGGUUGUUUCAAUGAGAUAAUCUCUUUGAUGGAAAGUGGUUUGGGAUUGGAACGUGCACACAUGGGCAUCUUUACUGAACUGGGAGUACUUUAUGCUAGAUAUCGCUCUGAGAAGCUUAUGGAGCACAUUAAGCUGUUCUCUACUCGUCUAAACAUUCCCAAGGUUAUCAGAGCAUGCGAUGAACAGCAGCACUGGAAAGAACUUACAUAUUUGUAUAUCCAGUAUGAUGAGUUUGAUAAUGCUGCUGUAACUGUAAUGAAUCACUCUCCCGAGGCCUGGGAUCACAUGCAGUUCAAAGAUGUUGUGGCUAAAGUGGCCAACGUAGAACUCUACUAUAAAGCUGUGCACUUCUAUCUACAGGAGCAUCCUGAUCUAAUUAAUGAUAUGCUUAAUGUGCUGGCACUUCGUCUUGACCAUACACGCGUGGUUGAUAUAAUGCGAAAGGCGGGUAACCUGCAUCUCGUGAAGCCAUACAUGAUUGCAGUCCAGAGCAAUAAUGUCUCUGCUGUAAAUGAGGCCCUGAAUGAAAUAUAUGCCGAGGAGGAAGAUUAUGAUAGACUGCGAGAGUCGAUUGAUUUACAUGAUAACUUUGAUCAGAUAGGACUUGCACAAAAGAUUGAGAAACAUGAGCUUCUUGAGAUGAGACGUGUUGCUGCUUAUAUCUAUAAGAAGGCAGGCAGAUGGAAGCAGUCUAUUGCACUGUCUAAGAAAGAUAAACAUUACAAAGACGCGAUGGAAACAUGUUCACAAUCUGGUGAUCGUGAACUGGCAGAGGAGUUGUUGGUUUAUUUCAUACAGGAGGGGAAGAAGGAAUGCUUUGCCGCGUGCCUUUUUGUUUGUUAUGACGUGAUACGGCCAGAUGUUGCCCUUGAGCUUGCCUGGAUGAAUAAUAUGAUUGAUUUUGCCUUCCCAUACUUAUUACAGUUUAUCCGCGAGUACACGGGCAAAGUUGAUGAACUUAUUAAGGACAAAAUUGAAGCCCAGAAGGAAGUAAAAGCUAAAGAGCAGGACGAGAAGGACGUAAUUGCUCAACAGAAUAUGUAUGCUCAGUUGCUGCCUCUGGCUUUGCCUGCUCCUCCAAUGCCGGGUUCUGUACCAAUGGGAGGAAUGGGAGGUUAUGGACCUCCUCCCCCAAUGGGAGGAAUGGGAGGUAUGGGAAUGCCUCCAAUGCCAGCUUAUGGAAUGCCACCUAUGGGAAGCUACUAGUCUGCAUAGUCCAUGGAACUUGUUCUAACCUGCGCUUCACAUCAAGCUGUUGAGCUGCAGUUUGAAAUUUUGGUGUGCUAAUUAUUCUGGUGGAUGCUUCUACACCUUAUGUGCCAUACUCAAAUUGGACAAUGAAUGGUCAAUCUGAGAAUAAUGUUGAAUUUUUUGCAUUCUUUGAUGUGAUAUAUGGUUGAUGUACAUUUCUGUAUCUUCAUUCUUUAGACAUGACUUGAACUUAUUCUUUUUCGGCUGCUGCUUCUUGUAAGCCGGCUGAAGUCCGUUUUGAGUUGCAAACUUGUUUUUGAACGCUCAUACUUUAAUUUCCUCUAAUUUUCCAGGUCUAUUGAUUGUUUAGUUCCA
Molecule: messenger RNA, 5690 nt
Organism: Spinacia oleracea (spinach)
Lineage: Eukaryota; Viridiplantae; Streptophyta; Magnoliopsida; Caryophyllales; Amaranthaceae
Product: clathrin heavy chain 1-like
Exons: 31
Coding region: 201-5330 (1709 amino acids)
Biological process (GO): intracellular protein transport; receptor-mediated endocytosis
Cellular component (GO): Golgi apparatus; clathrin complex; plasma membrane
Molecular function (GO): clathrin light chain binding; structural molecule activity
Source: RefSeq, a predicted model, not a curated record